Amphimedon queenslandica is the source of this 2063-nucleotide messenger RNA. Its product is annotated as deleted in malignant brain tumors 1 protein-like. Gene Ontology annotation, cellular component: membrane. The record is from RefSeq and is a predicted model, not a curated record. Lineage: Eukaryota; Metazoa; Porifera; Demospongiae; Haplosclerida; Niphatidae. The transcript has 11 exons. Bases 528 to 1991 code for a protein of 487 amino acids.
CACCAUCUGAUCGUCCACCAAGACCAUCACCAACUGAUCGUCCACCAAGACCAUCACCAACUGAUCGUCCACCAAGACCAUCACCAACUGAUCGUCCACCAAGACCAUCACCAACUGAUCGUCCACCAAGACCAUCACCAACUGACCGUCCACCAAGACCAUCACCAACUGAUCGUCCACCAAGGCCAUCAUCAACUGAUCGUCCACCAAGGCCAUCACCAACUGAUCGUCCACCAAGACCAUCGCCAACUGAUCAUCCAUUUUCUACUAUCUAUCCAUCAUCAACACCAUUAGUCUCACCUCCACCAGUGUCUUGCGAAUCAGGGUCUAUUCGUUUAAGGAAUGGUCGAUCUCCUUAUAGUGGUCUUGUUGAAAUAUGUCGUUUUAAUACUUGGGGCACAAUAUGCAGUAACAGUUGGGACAGGAGAGAAGCUCUUGUUGCUUGCAGACAGUUAGGAUACCCAGGAACAGGCUCAAAGGCUCUUAGAUUCUACAACAGGACAAGAGGGCCUAUACAUUACACUAAUAUGCAGUGUCAUGGUUCAGAGACUAGCCUCCUGGAUUGUCCCCUACAGCAAACUAAUCAGAAUUAUUUCUGUAGCAGUAGAGGAAAUUCUGGAGUAGAAUGCAGUGCUCCGUGUACUUAUGGUAGUGUCACUCUUCUCGACUACACUGGUACACCUACUAAUCGUAGCACUGGCACUGUUGGUUUAUGCAUUGGAGGAAUGUGGACUGUUGUCUGUGACUACUCAUGGAGUUUUAGAGCUGCAAGUGUGGCAUGUAGAAGCUUACAUGGUCACUCUGGACAUGGUGCAAUUCCUCUCCUCAGUCAAGGAGUAGUCAGUUAUGCUGGAGUUUUUUCAAUUGGUGGAUUCUCUUGUCAAGGGAAUGAAAGAAGUUUACUUACCUGCGGAUACUUGAAUGUGUCUUGCACUGACAGACAGUAUGCUGGGGUAAUCUGUAAAAGGACCUCAAGACCUGUUUGUAAUCAUGGCUCCCUUAGGCUUGUUAAUGGUAGCAGUAACUACACUGGUAGGCUUGAGGUAUGCAUCAAUGGUCAAUGGGGAACAGUCUGUAGUGAUCAAUGGAAUAGUGUGAAUGCUAGAAUUGCCUGCAGGCAAAUGGGAUUUCCUGGAGGACGUGCACAGAGUACUACCAGAUAUGGCCCUGGAGUUGGUUCUAUAUUUCUCAGCAAUGUUGUGUGUUAUGGUCACGAGAGAUCACUACUGAACUGUUACUCACAGACGCGUCAUACUUGUACACACAGUCAAGACAUUGGGAUCAACUGUGAAGCUCCUUGUCAAAGUGGUGAAGUGGUAUUAGUGAAAUCUGAUGGUUCCCCUUCAAAUGAUGGAGUUGGUAUGAUAAGAGUUUGUCAAGCUGGAGAAAGAGGGACUAUAUGUGAUGAUGGUCACUGGGAUUAUCCUGAUGCUGCUGUUGUCUGCAAGCAAGUUGGCUAUUCACCAUUUGGUGCUCUUCCACGCUAUGGCUUGAAGCUAGGAGCCUCAUACAAUGUGACUCCAGUAUUAUCAAGAGUUGAGUGUCUUGGAAAUGAGUCUAGUAUUAGACAAUGUCGCAAGAGCUCAGCGAUACACUCAAAUUGCAAUGAGUAUGUGGGAGUUGAAUGCUAUGGAUCACAGACACCUCCCAGUAACUGCACUCAUGGUGAUGUAAGACUAAUGGGUGGUAGUCAAAUGGAAGGAAGACUCGAGUUGUGCAUCAAUAACAUGUGGGGAACAGUCUGUGAUGAUUUCUUUGAUGUGAGAGAUGCUCGUGUCACGUGUAGGAAACUAGGAAAUCAGUUAGGAAUGACAUUAACAGGAGCUCCAUCUUCAGUGCCUUAUGGUGCUGGGAGUGGUCCAAUAUUUCUUGAUAACAUGGGGUGCAAUGGAAAUGAGAAUGAUCUAUUGAACUGCUAUUCAAACCAACCUGGUCUGCACAAUUGUCAGCAUUUUGAAGAUGUUGGCAUUACUUGCACUCCUAUGUCAUAAUGCAAAACAUUAAAUAAAUACUUUUCUGCUGAAAAUUUGUAAUUUUUGUACAUAGAUGUUUUGAUGAUAAAA